Molecule: messenger RNA, 1402 nt
Organism: Daphnia magna
Lineage: Eukaryota; Metazoa; Arthropoda; Branchiopoda; Diplostraca; Daphniidae
Product: astacin
Exons: 9
Coding region: 204-1061 (285 amino acids)
Biological process (GO): proteolysis
Molecular function (GO): metalloendopeptidase activity; zinc ion binding
Source: RefSeq, a predicted model, not a curated record
ACCCACAUACCCGGUAGCUUAGCGGUGUUAAGUUCAGCUAAACGGUGUCGUGGACCUAUAAGUAAGCAGGAGGACAUCUGAUUAUCAACACAUGCCGCUGUUAAAGUCUCUCGAGUCUUUACGGUGAAAGAAGCUAUUAUCAUAGCCUCAGCCAACGACUUCAAGAUAACUACAGUUCAACUUCGUCAGAAAAACAGCACAACAUGUCAAUGACGAUUUUAGUCUUUUUCGGGACAUGUGUUGGGCUUGGAUCGGUUAUAGCAACGCCCGUUUUGAUGCAAAAUUUAAAUAGUGAUCAGGCCAUCAAUUUCAAAGCUGGUAGGCCACUUACUGACGAAGAACUCAGCAGCGACCUUUCCAGCUUAACGAGAGAUUACGCAGGAGAAUUCUUUCCGUGGGACAAACAGGAUCCUAACCUCCUAGAAGGUGACAUUAAGCCGUGGGGAGAAAAAGUUGCUAUCUUGGGAUCUAGUUAUCGUUGGCCGAAUGCGAUCAUUCCCUAUGUCAUCUCGGACGCAUACACUACCGCUCAGCGCGGAAUCAUUGCAUAUGGUAUGAGUGCCUACCACAACAACACGUGCAUUCGUUUCGUUCCACGAACCUGUGAAACCAACUACAUCAGGAUCUUCAAAAGUGGAUCAGGUUGCUGGAGCUACAUAGGCCUCAUCAACCAAGGUGCUCAGGAUGUGAGUCUCGACGAUGGAUGUGUCGCGUCUCAGGCACCGGGAAUCGUCAUGCACGAGUUUAUGCACGCCGCUGGAUUUUUCCACGAACAUUCGCGUCCAGAUCGUGAUACGUAUGUAUCCGUUAAUCUAAACAACGUUUUAGAGCAAUACAGACACAAUUUCAAUGCGCUGACAACGUCACAGGUCACCACCCUAGGACUUUCAUACGAUUAUGGAUCUGUGAUGCAUUAUCCAAAGGGAGCCUUUGCUAUUGACAAUACAAUUGACGUCAUUACGCCACUAAUUGGUACGCCCACCAUAGGACAACGAGCGGGAUUUAGUUCGCUGGAUCUCCAGAAACUAAAUGCAUUGUACUGCUCGACCACAUCUGGUUAAACAGUUUCUUUGUCCAGAAACUUUUUCGACAAACUCUGUUCUAUCUAUUACCCCCUUUUACAAAAAAUGAGAGAACUUGAUUGCCCAUUUUACCAAAAAGUAACAAUUAUCUUUUCAUGCUUUAACUUUUUCCCAUUGAAGGACACCUGAUCCCUGACACACUAAUGCACAGAUAGAAGCAUUCAAGUUCUGUUUGCUUUACUGGUGAAUUGCUUUUACUAUAUUCUUUAAAUACAUAGAGUUUUGUUUAGCAUGAAAAAUUGUAGUACCUGUGCAACUCACUGCAGAGGAAAAACCGUCAACUGAUUCACUGUUCACAGCAAUACAUACAGUAAAUAGAA